Triticum turgidum subsp. durum (durum wheat) is the source of this 963-nucleotide messenger RNA. NCBI's taxonomy places the organism in Eukaryota, Viridiplantae, Streptophyta, Magnoliopsida, Poales, Poaceae. The record is from the annotation of a GenBank genome assembly.
AUGUCAGCGCCCGGCGAGAGCGGCGCCCGUCGGCGGCAGCGCAGGAGGUGGCGCCUGUACUGGUGCUACGUGUGCCGCCGCGCGCUGCGCACCGUGUCGUCCCCGACCUCCGACGUCUUCUGCCCGCGCUGCCUCGGCCGCUUCCUCCACGAGAUCGAGCUCCCCGUGCCGCGCGAACCCGUGCACGCGCCGACCGAGCGGCUCUUCCAGCCGCCACCGUUGUUCCCGUACGAGGGCGCCCCCCGCCACUGGGUCAUAUACAGGGGCGAGGACGACGACGACGCGGCCGACACGCCAGGCCCACGUCUCCGCCGCGUCCCGUCCCCGCCGCCGGCCCCGGGAACGCACGGCGGCUUGGGCGGUGCCGAUGCCGGUCCACCGGCAACCGGCAUCGACCAGGCGGGGUUCUUCACCGGCCCCAACCUGAACGCGCUCAUCGAGGGUCUGACGCAGAACGACCGCCCCGGCCCGCCGCCCGCGCCGGCGUCGGCGAUCGACUCGCUCCCGACGGUGCACGUCUCGCCGGAGCACAUGGCGGACGGCUCGCAGUGCCCCGUGUGCAAGGAUGAGUUCGAGAUCGGCGAGACCGCGCGCGAGCUGCCUUGCAAGCACGCCUACCACUCCGACUGCAUCGUGCCGUGGCUCCGGCUCCACAACUCUUGCCCUGUCUGCCGGCAGGAGCUGCCAAUGCCGGCCGGUGAUGAAUCUCCCGAUGGCGCGGGCGCAGGCGACGGAGGCGAGGAGACGGUUCCGCCGUGGCAGCUGCUUGCCGGCUGGGGGCCACUGGCUUGGCUGCUAACGCUGGGGGAACCGGACGUGGGCGGCUGGGGUAAUGGACCUGGGCGGCGUGGGACGGAAGCCGACGCCGAUGAGACCGGUGACAAUGUCAGUCGUGGCACCACGAUUCUUCAGUCGUUUGUUCUCGUCGCUGCUUGCUUUUUCUUUGUCUCCUUUCUCGUUUGA